Messenger RNA from Tetranychus urticae (two-spotted spider mite), 611 nucleotides. It is a transcript of the gene l(1)10Bb, whose product is annotated as BUD31-like protein. The record is from RefSeq and is a predicted model, not a curated record. Gene Ontology annotation, cellular component: spliceosomal complex; nucleus. Gene Ontology annotation, biological process: mRNA splicing, via spliceosome. NCBI's taxonomy places the organism in Eukaryota, Metazoa, Arthropoda, Arachnida, Trombidiformes, Tetranychidae.
CAAUUUCAAAAUUUCCUCGGCUAACUUGAGCUCAGUGCAUUCACUUGACUGUUUAUUGUUUAUAUCUUGUUCAAUUCAGUUUUGUGAUUUUAACUUAAAUAUGCCAAAAAUUCGGAUUCGAGGCACUCCACCUGAUGGAUGGGACCUAAUUGAACCAACAUUCGAGGAGUUGGAAGCAAAGAUGAGGGAAGCCGAAAGAGAACCUCAUGAAGGUAAAAGACGGACUGAAAGUCUAUGGCCUAUUUUCAAAAUCCAUAAUCAGAGGAAUAGGUAUUUGUUCGAUUUAUUUUACAAAAAACAAGCCAUUUCUAAAGAGCUGUUCGAGUUUUGUGUUAAACAAAAGUUGGCUGAUAAAGCUUUGAUAGCCAAAUGGAAGAAACCUGGAUAUGAAAAUCUGUGUUGUUUAAGGUGUAUCCAAGUAAAGGACACAAAUUUCGGAACUAAUUGUAUAUGUAGAGUACCAAAAGAAAAAUUAGAUGAAAAUAGACCGAUACAAUGUAAUAACUGUGGCUGUCGAGGUUGUUCUGGAUAAAAUUUGAUUACUUUAAUUUGUAUUUAAACUUGGAGAUUUUUAUUCAUUACAGAACUCAUUAAAGCUUCAUUUAAUUUCA